AUGCACUCUGGAAGCAUGCUAGCGAAGUCGUCUUCCGACGGGACCUACUCUCAAGAACAGGAGCGCCUCGUCGAGAUUGGCCGGGGACCUGCUCUCCGCACGCCAACCAUUCAUGGCGCGUUUCAGAACCGUGCCCGUCAAUUCCCUGCCGACAUAGCCAUCGACUCGGACGUCGAGCGCGUGACCUACCAGGAGCUUGAUGCUCGCAGUGAUAGCGUAGCUUCUGCAUUGAAGUUCCGUCAUUGGGAGGCUGUCUCUAAAGCGCCGGUCGCUUUGAUUGUCAACCGAUCAGCCGAGAUGGUGGUAGGCAUGCUUGCGCUUGCAAAAGCAGGCGCGACAUAUGUCCCGCUAUCCAACACAUUCCCGACCAAAAUGCUCGAAGAUGCGAUCGACAUCGCCGAAUCGAAGUUCGUCUUGACUACGCGAGCAGCGAAAGAUUCCGUACCGACGAGUUAUCAGGGAACAGUCCUCAUCAUCGAGGAUCUUCAGCGCGACGGCAAGAACGCGGCCCCAUUUGAUGCCAUCACCGAUUCCUCUGCCUCUCUCAUGCUCGUCUUCACGUCGGGGAGCACUGGCAAGCCAAAGGGUAUCGUUGUUCGACACAGCGGCAUCGCGCGUCUCUUCGACGAUAGCGUAUUUGAACACAUUAAGCGAGGCGUUCGUCUAUCCAACGUCGUCGCCAUCUCGUUCGAUGGAGGUCAAUCUGAAAUAUUGAUCGGUCUCGCACGAGGCGCUACCAUGGUGAUGCGCGCCAAUACAUACGAAGUGUUUGCCACCAUCGAUGUUCUUCAUACGACUCCCACCGGAUUGUCGCAGAUUAGGCCAGAGGAGUACCCGCAGAUUCAUACAGUGUAUGUUGGGUCGGAGCCGCUCCCUCCUUCCACCCUGAAGAUGUGGAGCUCAAGGCGUGUCAUUGAAUUAUACGGUCCCUCUGAGACAAGUUUCGUUGUCUGUGGAGGACAAGUCAGUACCACUGGAACGAUCACCGUCGGAUACCCUCUUACCGAAAGUCAGCUCGUGAUCCUCGAUGAAGACAUGAGAUUGAGUCCAUUGGGAGAAGUGGGAUUGUUGUACGUUGGUGGCUUGGCAGUCACUCCUGGGUACUGGAAAGCGCCGGAAGAGACGGCCAGGAAAUUCCGUGAAGUCCUUCCUGGGCAGGGGAUUAUGUACGCCACAGGGGAUCUGGCCCGAUGGACAGAAAACGGUACCUUGCAGAUUCUGGGACGCCAGGAUAAUCAAGUGAAGUACAAGGGAUACCGGGUUGAGCUCGAAGAAGUCGCUCUUGCCAUAUGCUCCGUCGAAGGGGUGUCGAACGCCGCAGUCAUUAUCAAAGAUGGCCUAUUGACCGGCUUUUACUCGAGUUUCUCCGGAGAAGCUUUACCACUUCGAGAGGCGUUACGAAACCUUCUCGCGGAAUACAUGAUUCCUGCAUUGCUGAUUCGUCUCGAUAACAUAACCGCGAAUAGCAACGGCAAAAUUGAUUUCAAGGCCUUAACCGACAUGGACAUCCCGCAGGCAGCGCGACACGAGAUAUUUUCGGACGACGAACAGUUGAUGGCGACGAUUUGGAGCGAGACUCUCAAUAUCAGUGCCAGGGCCAUAGGGAAAGCCCAGAGCUUCUUUGAGCUGGGAGGCGAUUCCUUGAGCGCUAUCAAGCUUUCGAUCGUUUCUGGGAAAUAUGGCAUGCCUGUCGCCGUCACGGAUGUGUACAAGGUUCCGAUCUUGAAGGAUUUGGCUCUCCUCGCCUCCAGCAAAACAUUGGCAGCCGGGAUGGAGGAGCCCAAGGCGCCGUGCACGGAAAGUGUUGAAAUCAAGGCUUUGGUGCACAACACCUUGACCGGCGUGGAUAUCCAGGAUAUCUUCCCAACAACCAAUCUGCAAGCGGCACUCUACAUGCUACAUGAGCGACGGAGCUCCAAGUAUGUAUCGAAUACUUGUUUCGGCUUGGAUCCGACGCUAGAGAUCUCCCCUGCGAGUAUCCGGGCUGCCUGGGAGCGACUGGUUGCAGCGAGAGACAUCCUGCGGACAACGUUUUGCAAAACAACGCAGGGAAUCUUCCAGGUCGUAUCUCCUGCUGCCCAACCCAAUAUCCACGAGCAUAGCCUUUCCGUCGGCGCUGAACUAGACCGGUUCCUUGAAGAGGACUGCCGUGCGGGCUUCGAUGCGGAUGAACUUUACUUGCAUCGCCUUGCCAUCAUUCGACAUCCAGGCGAUGGUCUGUCCGUGGUCAUCACAAUGCACCAUGCGCUUUACGAUGGCUGGACGCUCGAGAUUCUUUUCACGGAACUCUUCUCUGCAUUGCGAGGCGAGGCCCUUUGCGAAAGACCGUCUUUCCGCAAGUUUGUCGAUUACACAGCGCAAUUGCCCAAGGAGCCUGCCGAGCAAUAUUGGCGUGCGAAGCUUGAAAACGCUAAACAAGUGGAACGAUUGCAUUAUGCCGCCAAAACCUUGCAAGUCGCACCUUCCGCCAUUUUGCAGGUCGCCUGGGCUCUCGUUUUGCGACAGUCCCAACGUGUGGACGACGUGAUUUUUGGGAAUGUAAACUCUAAUCGACACCUUCCGAUUGCUGACGUCGACAAGAUUUGCGGAAUAUUAUUGACGACAUCGCCAAAGCGGAUUCAGCUUUUGGACGACCCUACCCUCUUCGGCCUCUGUCGGAAGGUGCACGACGAGGCCUCAGAGGAGCUCGAGCACUUCUUACCUAAUUUCAACGAACCCGGAGACAAAAUCUGGCUGAGGAGUCUCCACGGCGAUGAAUGCGAGUACGAAUUGACUCUCACCCUGCGAUUGGGAACAACUAUCGCCUGCGAAUUUGCACACGAUUCAGGCGUCAUGGAUGUGGCGCAUGUGAAGCACAUAGCAUCCGCUUGGGAAUCCGUCCUGAGGGAGGUCGUGGGAUGCAUCGCCAGCGGGCAGGACCUCUGCAUCUCAUCUAUUGAUGCUUGGCAGAAAGAAGAGGAACAGCGUAUUCUUCGCUUCUCGAGAGGCACUCAGCGCGCUCUACCUGAGGAAUUGCUGCACAAUGCCUUUGAGCGUCAUGCGGAGGCUCACCCGGACGAUAUUGCCGCGGAGUGCGAUCAUGAUAGUCUCACGUACGGUGAGAUGGAACAACGAGCUAACCAGCUCGCGAACAAACUCCAUCGGCUCGGUGUAGGCCCCGGGAGCAACGUCGCGAUCAUCACGAAACACAGCAUUAACAACGUGGUUGCGUGCCUGGCUGUUCUAAAAGCUGGUUGCGCAUAUGUGCCUGCCGAUGCCAAUCAUCCUUUGCAGAGGAUCGCGGCUCAGUUGGAGAGAGUCGCGAUUGCGGCGAUUCUUACCGAGGAAUAUCAUUCGGCCGUCGUUCCUGGCCUCGAGUGCCCGGUCAUUUUGAUCAGCGAGGAGCUCUCGAUGCCAGGCGAUGUUUCUCGUUUGCGGAUCGAUGGCAUCACAUCAAGUGAUAACGCAUGUGCACUGUUUACGUCUGGCACCACGGGCAUUCCGAAAUGUGUAUUCCUGAAGCAUCGAGGUUUGCAGAACAUUGUGGGCUGUACAAUCUUCGCGACCGGAAUAAAAAGGGGGGCGAAAGUUGGUCAGGUCAUGUCAGUGACAUUUGACGCCUGUGCUGGUGAAAUUUGGCCUGCCUUAUCAUACGGCGCUACGCUCAUCAUCCGUGGAAGGGAUAUCCGAUCGGUCAUACGCAAAGUAGACGUACUUGUCAUCACCCCGACGGUCCUGAGCGGAAUGAGGCAGAAGGAUUAUACCAAUUUGAAAAUGGUCAUAACCGGGGGAGAGACGAUGAAGGCGGCGAUUGUGCAAGAGUGGGCUGACAAGGUCCAGUUGGUCAAUAUUUAUGGUCCCACUGAACAUACGAUCUUUACGCACGCUGCGAUAAUGAAGAGCGACUUGCCAGUCUCCCUUGGGAUCCCCAUCGUCAACACGGAGGUGUUUUUAUUGGACUCCAAGCUACGCCCUGUGCCUAUCGGCGUCAGCGGGGAAAUCUAUCUCGCCGGAGUCGGGUUGUCUGAUGGCUACUAUGGCAAUCCCGAGAAGACCAAGGAGGCAUUCAUUGAGUUGAAUGGAAUCCCUAUGCACAAAACCGGCGAUCUCGGCCGUUGGAAUGACGACGGAACGCUCCACAUUAUUGGUCGCGCGGACCGGCGUGUGAAGCUCGGGGGGUACCGCAUCGAGCUCGACGAGGUUGCCCACGUACUGCAGCACACAUCCGGGGUCAGUGACGCUACGGUCGCUGUAUACGAUAAGACGAUUGUUGGCUUUGUGACUCCCAGCACUGUGGAUGUCGAGGCUGUGCGCGAGGAAGUUUCCAAGGUUCUACCAUACUACGCCGUCCCAACCGUCAUCUAUGCCUUCGACGCUUUCCCCCUCAGCUCUAAUAAGAAAGCCGACGUCAAGCAAUUGAUUGAGCUAGUUCAGUCCGCUCCUGCCGCGGUGGAGACCUAUCUGCAAGAAGAGCAGAGAAUGAGGGAACUUUGGGCACACCUCCUCGGCGUCGAUAUUGCCACGAUCACCAAGAAUACCAGUUGGUUCCAGUUGGGCGGAGAUUCGAUCAGCGCCGUGCGAGCAUCUAUCGCAGCCCGGCAAGCGGGUUUCAUGGUGGAGACCAACGACUUCUUUGUCAGUCCGACCCUCAGGAGGUUAGUUGCGGCAUGCAUGGCACGUUCUCAACGAGACAUUGGCAAUGAAGUGGCACAAGCUACUUCAACCAAACGUUCGCUUUUAUCGGAGGAGGAGCGACAAACCAUCUUCACACAAUUCGCCCAGCCUUGGGGAGUCGAAAUGUCGGAUGUCCUCGACAUCUACCCAACCACAUCUAUCCAGGAGGGUAUGCUGAUGAAGACCAUCCAAGAUCCUCGGGCUUUCUACGGCUUUUCCACAUGGUCGGUUGACGGUGGCCACCUAACACCGGCGCACGUGAGUUAUGCUUGGAAGACACUUUGCAACCACCAUGCGAUCCUUCGGACUCGCUUUGCUGCUACUGCGAGGAAAGUCUAUCACGUUGAGCUGAGGGAUGCCACAUCAUCCGAUGUCACCUUCUUCAACGUCGAAAUCUCUGACGAAGAGAUCCUCAAUCGCCUGAUCAGUAACUGCAGCAUCGAAUCAGGAAAGAUGUAUGCCUUAGCAGCAUGCGUUGGAGAAGGCGGCAACGUAGAGCGAAUCGUCAAGGUCAUACAUCACGCCCUUUACGACGGAUGGUCUAUGCAGAUUCUGGAGGACGAUUUCGCUACGGCCGUGAACAACGGGACGCUGCCUCCGUCCAACACCUUCCAGGACUUCCUGAUGGCCACCUCCACUCUGGAUCAAGACCGAACCGUCUCGUUUUGGAAGGAAGAGCUCUCCGGAAUGCACCCGAGUGAACCGUUCGAGGUUUCGAGCCCUUCGUCCCCAGAAGCUGGGUUCCCGGUGUUCCAAACUGCGCUCGCCGCCGUGUCGCCCCAGUCCUUGAGUCGGUUCUGCUGUGAUAUGGAAGUCACGAUUUCGAGUCUUUUCAAAGCGGCUUGGGCGUUGGUCUUGCGGCACUACUUGCGAACUGACGACGUUGUAUUUGGUGUCACGCAUUCCGGUCGUGACAUGUCUUCUGUUGAUACAGGAAGGAUGGUGGGUCCACUCCUCAACACUGUGCCUCAGAGAGUCACUCUGCACGACGAUAUGUCCGUCAGCGACAUCCUGUAUCGACUUCACAACUCCCGCUCCGCCUUUUCGGAAUUCGGUCACUUGGGAAUGAUUGAGAUCAAGCAAGCUGCUGGCCUGUCCGCCAAACAAGCGCUCUUUCACACUUUGCUCAUCGUACAAAAUUUCUCAGGGGUGACCCCCGAGAAGGAACGUGCCAUUCGCUUAACCAACGAAAAGUCCGGCGGCACAUUCAAUGAGUUCGCCAUGUCCAUGGCCAUCCAACUCCACACGACCGUCAACAUCGAGACCUCCUACGAUGGCCGGCUGUACAACGAAGCUGACGCUUCUGCGAUUCUCGAAACCUUCGAACAGUUUCUGGUCGCCAUGAUUUCGUCUGCCCCGACCGUGCUGCUACAGCUGGACCAGCAGGCCGACGCACUGGCCGCGACACUGAAACAAGAAGGCACUCUUUCCGGGGAUCGCAUCGCCCUCCUUGUCGCCUCAUCAACCGAAGCGAUCCUAGCCAGGCUGGCUGUCUUGAAAGCCGGGGCCGCCUACAUCGUCCUCGACGGUCAUUUACCACUUGUUCGCCUCAACACCCUCCUCGACACCAUCAAGGCUCCUAUCGUUCUUUACAUGGAGCAAUUCCGACAGAAGGCACAGGGCAUUCGGAGGAGGAAAGUCCUCUGCAUUUCAUCACCACAGACUUCCUUCGAGAACACAGAACCGAUACCCAUGUCACCUGCGCGGUCAUCCUCGGAAGCCGCGGCGUUCUUGCUGUUAGCUGAUGGAACGGCGACCAAUGGCAAGCCCAAGGUCGUGGAGGUCACGCAUCAGGCGGCGAUGAAUGUUCUGCAAAGGAACAUCUGGGGCGUGCCCAUCGAACCUGGAAUGCGUGUCAGCGCGAAUCUGAAGACAGGCACACGGAUGGCUGAGUGGGAACUCUGGACCUCUUUGAUCGCAGGUGCCUCGAGCAUACUAAGCAAGGAACAACAGCCCACAAGCUCUGUCGGGGAAGCAGUCGAUGUCCUAUGGGCCACCGGCUCGACGCUAGAUUGCUGGCACCCCGAAACACGCCAUCGCGGCAACAUCAAACUCCUCAUCAACGUAGAAGAUCCCAUGAAACCCGAAACCAAUCUCAAGCUCCAACCCAUCGUCGGUACCAUGCGAUUCGCGUUUGCAUCCGCCGAAUACGGGUUAGCCAUGGCAUCCGCCAUCCCCACUCCCAUACCGACGACAGACCCCACCACGGAUCCGGCGGCUGCAACAAAACCCUACCGCCUCAUCGGGCGCGCGAUCCCCAACAUGGCGUUCCAAAUCCUGGACCCUGACAUGCGACGCGUUCCCGUCGGGCGAACGGGUACCAUCUAUGUGCAUGGAGUGGGAGUGAGCGCCAAUGGGUAUCUGGGGCACCAGAGUUCGACGAAGGAAACGUUUGUGAGUUUACGAGAUGAGAGGGAUGGUGAGGGGAAAGGCAGAUGGGCGUUCAAGACGGCGUAUAAAGGAAGGUUCACCAGGGAUGGACGCGUUGAGCUUGUUUUCUAG
Molecule: messenger RNA, 7155 nt
Organism: Fimicolochytrium jonesii
Lineage: Eukaryota; Fungi; Chytridiomycota; Chytridiomycetes; Spizellomycetales; Powellomycetaceae
Exons: 13
Coding region: 1-7155 (2384 amino acids)
Biological process (GO): secondary metabolite biosynthetic process; amino acid activation for nonribosomal peptide biosynthetic process
Cellular component (GO): cytoplasm
Molecular function (GO): catalytic activity; phosphopantetheine binding
Source: RefSeq, a predicted model, not a curated record